Messenger RNA from Psilocybe cubensis, 768 nucleotides. RefSeq lists its product as uncharacterized. The record is from RefSeq and is a predicted model, not a curated record. The transcript has a single exon. Lineage: Eukaryota; Fungi; Basidiomycota; Agaricomycetes; Agaricales; Agrocybaceae. The coding region runs from base 1 to 768 and encodes 255 amino acids.
AUGACCAUCCUUAUCCCUCGCCACAACAUGUCUCUUCACCCCAAUAAGCAUAUCAGACGAAAUGCGACCGCUGUUAUGGCCGGUGCCUUUGAUCCCCGGCCUCCCAGAGAUGUCCUCACAAGCCUGCUCAAUGGCGUUGGUCCGUACAAGGAAGUAGAGAGAGACGAGGAGGCGCGCCAGAAGAGGAAGCUUGAGAAGAAGGAGCAGAAGCGGGAGGAAAAGAGGAAAUUGAAGGCUGCUGCGCGUCAGCGUCAGAAAGAGCUGGCGGAGGAGCAUAGUCGCGCGACUGCAGAGGGCAAUUAUCCCAGCACCAGUGCGUUGAAUCCACCCCCUGCUGCAGCCAGUAACACCGUCGCGUCCUUCUGGAGAGCACGGCCUACAAUCUUCAUACCUGGCGUUCAACGGUCGGUCUCGGUCACACCUUCCCCUACCUUAUCCCCGCGUCGAUUAGCUUCGACUCCUGCUUCUACACCCGGUCCCUCCAUCUCAUCAAGCACAUCCCGCACCUCGUCGAAACGGCCGCAUACACCACAUGAUGACGAUGAGGAGACAGCAGUUGAGUUGCAGUCGACCACUUUAUCGGCGCCACCGCGUCCGCGUAAGAAACGGGCGGCAGCGAAGAAAGGUUGGAAGGGCUGGGUAGAAGGCUCGCCUCCACCCUCCGAUAAACUCAUCAAUCUGGAUGCUGUGCCUCUUCUGCAGGAACGACGCACGAGGAGCGGGAAAAAUUUCGAUGGCAUCGGUGUUGGCAAUCAGCAUUGGCUGUAG